Cherax quadricarinatus is the source of this 814-nucleotide messenger RNA. RefSeq names its product cuticle protein 10.9-like. Lineage: Eukaryota; Metazoa; Arthropoda; Malacostraca; Decapoda; Parastacidae. The record is from RefSeq and is a predicted model, not a curated record. Gene Ontology annotation, cellular component: extracellular matrix.
CAUCCCAACACUGUAUUACUAAACAUGUUCACUUCUGUGGUGUUGCUGAGUAUGCUGGUGGCCGCAGGUGUGGCUCUCCCAGGGGGAUACCAACAACCCUCUUAUGCUCCGAUCCCUUACAAUUUCAACUAUGACGUCAACGCUGGAGCCACCAACUUUGGCCAGCAAGAGAGUGGUAACGGUGGCAACGCCAAGGGCUCCUACUGGGUCCAACUACCAGACGGUCGACUCGAGAGAGUUGAUUACUGGGCUGACGGUAGUGGAUAUCAUGCUACAGUGUCCUUCCAGGGCACUGCCAAGCAUCCCAGUUAUGCUCCAUCUUAUGGUUACUAGCUAAUAACUACACUAUUACUGAAAAAUUAUCUUGAUCAUUCUCUAAGAAAUUUUUUUUUCGAUAUGAUCUCCUUUUACAAGUCACUUUUCACUGUCUACUUACCUGAAUGCAUUUGUAACAAAUUAUGAACGUUAAUGUCCGAAACAAGAUAAGUGUCUCAUGGCAAAGGUCUUUUUAGCUAAUGAUCCAUCAGAUGGUUAGAUGUCCACUGGCCUACAAGAUCUAUAUUUUCAUUCCAGUGAAAAAAUAAAGGAUCAUCAAAUAGUAAUGACCUAAGUUUCCUUAACGUUUAGUUAACAUUGCUGGGUGUUGUAUUCAAUCCUGUUUAAUAAGUUUCAUAUAUAUGUCUUGCAGUUUCUCUAGCAAGCAACUGUUAGUAAGUGUAUAAUCUAUCAACUUAAUAUUUGUUACAUGUUGCACAAUUUUAUAUUUAUUUAUUGGGAGACUUCUUAUAUAUAACGCGAAUAAUCAAGAAUUUGU